AGUCAAAUUUAUAAAUGGCACCAAAGCCUCCCGAAACUCGAAAACCCCAUUGCCAUUAUUGCAUCUUUAAUCAGCUUUUCAAACUUACCAUAUUACCCCUCCCCUGUCUGCCACACCAUUGCUCCACAAUGCAAAUUAUUAACUCACUCUUUAGAAAACAAGCAACAAAACUGAAAACCACGACAAAACCAUUAAAAAAACAUUAUUAAAAUCAAAGUCAAGGAGGAACCCAAAGUUUUUUAUUGUAAUAAUGGCAGACUUGUUCUGCCCAGAAUGUAAGAAGUUUACCGAGGUUGUCUUUGACCAUUCUGCCGGUGACACUAUAUGUUCCGAGUGUGGCUUAGUGCUGGAGGCUCACUCUGUCGAUGAAACCUCGGAGUGGCGAACCUUUUCCAACGAGUCAGCUGAUAAUGACCCUGUUCGUGUUGGUGGGCCCUACAAUCCUCUUCUAAGCAGCGGUGGGCUUUCAACUGUCAUUUCCAAGCCCAACGGAGGUUCCAGUGAGUUUUUGUCUUCCUCUCUGGGGAAAUGGCAGGGCCGGGGAUCCAACCCGGACAGGAAUCUUAUUCAGGCGUUUAAGGCUAUUGCUACCAUGUCCGAAAGGUUGGGACUUGUCACAACCAUAAAGGAUAGAGCUAAUGAAAUAUAUAAGAAGAUUGAAGAUCAAAAGCUUCUUAGAGGACGGAAUCAAGAUGCAAUUAUGGCGGCUUGCCUCUAUAUUGCUUGUCGGCAGGAAAACAAGCCUCGAACUGUUAAAGAAAUUUGUUCCAUUGUACAUGGCACAUCGAAGAGAGAAAUUGGUCGAGCAAAAGAGUUCAUUGUGAAACAUUUGGAGCUAGAGAUGGGUCAGUCGAUGGAGAUUGGAACUAUACAUGCUGGUGACUAUAUGAGGCGUUUCUGUUCCAAUCUUGGAAUGGCCAAUCAAGAGGUUAAGGCUGCACAAGAAGCUGUGCAGAAAUCUGAAGAGCUUGACAUUAGGAGGAGCCCAAUUUCAAUAGCUGCAGCUAUUAUUUACAUAAUAUCUCAACUAUCAGAUGACAAAAAGCCUCUCAAAGAUAUCUCAGUUGUUACUAGAGUAGCUGAAGGAACCAUUAAGAACUCUUUCAAGGAUCUUUCUCCGCACUUGUCGGGGCUAAUACCCGCAUGGUAUGCCACCGAGGAAGAUAUCAAGAAUCUCCAGCCCUAAAAAUGCUGUAAGUUGAAAACAAAGCUAAAGCAAGAUUAGGCUUUCUUCAUAGAGAUGAGACUUCUAGUAAAUGAUCCUACCCUGUUGACCCCUUCAUGUAAAUAGAACAGGUUUUUCUUCCUUCUUGUGGUAAACUGGAAUGAGGGCCAAGCAUUCCUAACUAUUACAACUUGUUUUAAUUUGAGCCCUUUGGCAAGUGUUUCUUC
Molecule: messenger RNA, 1392 nt
Organism: Durio zibethinus
Lineage: Eukaryota; Viridiplantae; Streptophyta; Magnoliopsida; Malvales; Malvaceae
Product: transcription initiation factor IIB-2-like
Biological process (GO): DNA-templated transcription initiation; transcription preinitiation complex assembly
Cellular component (GO): transcription preinitiation complex; nucleus
Molecular function (GO): TBP-class protein binding
Source: RefSeq, a predicted model, not a curated record